Molecule: messenger RNA, 1365 nt
Organism: Zalophus californianus (California sea lion)
Lineage: Eukaryota; Metazoa; Chordata; Mammalia; Carnivora; Otariidae
Product: 40S ribosomal protein S10-like
Exons: 4
Coding region: 836-1333 (165 amino acids)
Cellular component (GO): cytosolic small ribosomal subunit
Molecular function (GO): RNA binding; structural constituent of ribosome
Source: RefSeq, a predicted model, not a curated record
AAGAGGGAGCCACUGAUGGGCUGGAUUAGCCCCCCUGCAAGUAAGGCCAAGAGAAAGAGGUGGCUGGCUCUGUGUUCACUUCUUAUAGCCUUUCAGAGCCCCGCUUGGACGCAGACCUGCAGAUCUUCUGAAAAUGAUUCACAAGUCCUGAGAGGUUUUCUAGCUGCACAAAAUGAAGUGCUCUCACUUCAUCCUCCUGAGGACUGGAAACAAGCUGAACUGCAUUUUAGAAGAUUCACUCUGGCUGUUGAGGAGUCUCUAAUGGAAGACUCUAGAGUCCCGGAUCUGGGAGGCCAGGUGGCCGAGCCAAGGUGGAGACCAUGCAGAUGAAGGGCAGCAGGCAGAUGCAAAACUGUUCAGGGCUGGCACUCACAGGACCUCGUGACAGCUGAACAUGAGAGGUGAAGGAGGGGAGGAGUAAACAGGACACUCGGGUUUACUACUGGUCCAACUUCCAGGUCUGGAAGGUACCACAUUCUGAUGACCCCACAGGGACCUUUUUAAAAAGACAAGUGAGUAAGCAAAGGCACACAUGCAAGCCAGCCCCAGCAGCCCAGCACAACCUCAGAAGGGCCUUCAUCCAGCCACCAGAUGGCAGCUGCAGACACCAGAUAAAGCCUUCCAUUGUCAACCGAGGCCCACAUUUCAGAAGCUGCUAAAAAAGUAAAUCAUCCAGUCCGGGGUUGCUCAUCUCCUCAUCAGAAUAUCAGAAGACUCCAUUGCCCUUCCUCACACAGAUUCUUCUAAUAACACACGAGAAAAAUUUUGUAAAUCUGAGACGAAGGAAAGACUGUCCUGAAAGCCUGCUCCGGCCCCGGACGUAGAAGCUGCUGAGAUGUUGAUGCCCAAGAAGAACCGAAUUGCCAUUUAUGAACUCCUUUUCAAGGAGGGAGUGAUGGUGGCCAAGAAGGAUGUCCACAUGCCCAAACAUCCUGAGCUGGCAGACAAGAAUGUGCCCAACCUUCAUGUCAUGAAGGCCAUGCAGUCUCUCAAAUCACGAGGCUACGUAAAGGAACAGUUUGCCUGGAGACAUUUCUACUGGUACCUUACCAACGAGGGCAUCCAGUAUCUCCAUUAUUACCUCCACCUGCCCCCCGAGAUUGUGCCUGCUACUCUGUGCCACAGCUGCCCUGAGACUGGCCAACCACGGCCCAAAGGUCUGGAGGGAGAGCGACCUGCAAGACUCACACGAGGGGAAGCUGACAGAGACACCUACAGACGAAGCGCUGUGCCCCCUGGUGCCGACAAGAAAGCUGAGGCCGGGGCUGCGUCAGCAACUGAGUUCCAGUUUAGAGGCAGAUUUGGUCGUGGACGUGGUCAGCCACCUCAGUAAAGUUGGAGAUGUUUUGUGUUGAAUAAAUUUGU